CUGGCGAGAACAGUGCUCGGCUCGCUGGAAUGCUCGUCGCUGGGCCCGCCUCCGCAAAUACCGCGCGGCCCUGCUACGCGGGCACCUCGCGCGGGUUUGCUGCGGCUACGCUCCUCGCAACCGCGAGCCUCCAUUGGUCCUCUUCUAUAUCACAUUCACCACCCCCAUCAAAAAAAGACUGUGUACGUAAGCACUCUCAGACCCCUCCAGCCUGAAGUUCGUCACAGGUAUCUAGAUAGAUAG
This is a messenger RNA of Phytophthora sojae, 243 nucleotides long. RefSeq lists its product as hypothetical. The record is from RefSeq and is a predicted model, not a curated record. Lineage: Eukaryota; Oomycota; Peronosporomycetes; Peronosporales; Peronosporaceae. The annotation marks the transcript as partial. The transcript has a single exon.